CAGGAGAUGACCAGAGACUGCGGACACAGUACAGGGGAUGACCAGAGACUGCGGACAGUACAGGGGAUGACAGAGACUGUGGACACAGUACUGGAGAUGACCAGAGACUGCGCACAGUACUGGAGAUGACCAGAGACUGCGGACAGUACAGGGGAUGACCAGAGACUGCGGACAGUACAGGGGAUGACCAGAGACUGCAGACCUUUAGGGAGGGAGGGGAAGCGGGUACCUGAAUUUGACAGAAGACACCGGACCAUUCACAAAGUGCAGAGCUUCUUGCGCAUGCGCAGUGGGCACCCGGCUGUCACAGAUGCCGGGGCAAGAAGAAGCCAGCGCGGGAAGACUACAGCGCUGGACCAAGGAACAGGUGAGUUCCUGCCACAGAGAACAGCUGGGUGGCCGGCCCGGUAUUCUGACAUGGUGGCGGCGGAAAUACCGGACCAGCCGCUUUAUAUUCACUCCAUAAGACGCACUGACAUUUUCCCCCCUUUUUGGGGGGGGAAAAAA
This is a messenger RNA of Staurois parvus, 507 nucleotides long. NCBI's taxonomy places the organism in Eukaryota, Metazoa, Chordata, Amphibia, Anura, Ranidae. The record is from the annotation of a GenBank genome assembly.